UUAUGUAAAACUUGCAUCAAAAGAAUUGUUUUAUAUUAAAGAUAAUAAUAUAUAUCUUGAUUUGACUAAAUUUAGUGCAUGUCAAAAGUUAAGUGUUUAUUAUGGAAUAAUAAAUAGAUAUUCUAAUAUUUCUAUAGAGGACCUCUUAAAAUUAUUCAACCCAGCAUUUUCGCUAAUUAAAAGCAACUUAAACUCUACUACCACCGCCAUCCUGGCAUCACAAGUUUUGAUGAACUGGUGUCAGAAAUUCAACAGUCUGUUAGACUCUGCUUACAAAUCUGACUAUCUAAAUUCUGAUAUGAUCACGAUACACGAGAUCGAGCCUAUUUUACAUAACUCAACGAAAUUCAUAAUUGAAAGAAACAAUUCCGCUACGGAUGCGAUACGUUGCAACUUUAUGACAGCUUUCGAAAACAUUUUAUACAUCAAUUCAACAUUAUCUCCAUUUUUUGAAAGAUUUAAAUCAAAAUCAUUCGUAGUGAAUUACGUUUUACCAAUGAUCUCGGAUGCCGCAAUAUCCGACCGAUCCAAUAAAUUGAGGGUUCUCUAUUUCAGGACUCUGUUAAAAGUUUACCAUGCUGAUGACGAUGUCUUAUCGAGCCUGGGCGAUUGUUUAAUCAAAUCUUGCGAAAGCUCCCCAACGGAAUUACUUGAUAUAUUUGACUCUUUACCUUGUUCUUUUCUUCAAAAACACUUGUCGCCGUUAAUCAAUCGAUCUAUCGACGCCUUUUUGAUCCCCGGGAAAAAUCAGGCGAGGUCUUACCUAAAUGCAGAAGAUAUUUAUGAUGGAGAAAUUCGCCGACUGUCUCACGAUUAUUCGCCCAAAUUGGAUUCCAUCAACGUUUUGAUUAGGUCGACCUUAAAGAAAUAUCCCUAUUCAAUUUUGAAUAGGUAUUUUAAGUUAGUAGCUAACGCGGACGAUGAAAUCACGUCCAAAUGUCGUUUAGAUCGGUUAAGAUUAAUGAACAUGAGAGAAAAAAACUUUUUAUUCGCUUCCUUGAAUCUUUUGCACGAUGUCACAUAUACUAAGGACAUGCGAAAUGACAAAAGAGUAUUAGUGGAAGUCUAUUUAAAUAAACGAAGAUAUAAUAAAACGGAAAUUUGGCCUAUAGACUUAACAAAGUUUGACUAUCUUAGUGUCCUUCCAAAAAAUUUUGUUCAGAAUGUUCUGAUAUGUCGCCAUGAGCAGAUUGUCAUAAACGCCUUGGCUUUCGUAUGCCGCGCUCAUAUCAAAACGACUUGCCCUACCAUGUUUCCGAGGGCGAGAGACUUAAUUAAAAUAGCUAUAACUUUCUUGAUUCACGAACCAAAAAUAACGGAUUCUUCGUCUUAUCGCAAACUUGUAAACCUAUGUUUGAGCCCUUACCUACAUAAAUGUGCCGAAAUAAUAGGUAAACGGUCGUCUAAAUCCUUGACCACCGAUUGGAGGAGUGUUCAAUGCGAGCAAAUAAUUUUAUGGUUUAUUGAUUUCGCUUGCCUCAAUUUAUCGGGGGGAGGUCAACCGUUAGGAACUCAUUCCUCUAUCACAAAUGUAAAAAUGGAAGAAGCUAACGAAGACCCCAAUAUUAAUCAAUCCUACUCUCGCGAUGCCAUUUUAUUUGAUAUUUUGGCGAUCAUCUGUGAAUUCAAAGAACCCCUAGAUUUCUCUCGAUAUAUUAACGUCCACCGUCAUGUUUUUUUCGGAUUUUUGACAGGCAGUUCUUACGAAGAGUUAAAAAAGAUGGCGGUUCUUAUAUUGAGGUAUAUAUCUUCUAGUUUUGAUAGGACAUUUGACCAUGAUUCACAAUCAAGCCUAAGAAAUAUUUCUAACGAGGAUACAGAUAGUGAAAUAAAGAUUCAUGAUGUAAAUAAAUGCGAUGAAAAUGGUGAUCAUGAUGAAAACUUGGAAGAACUUAAACAUAUUCCUACCGGGACUAAUGCAUCUUAUAUAUCUUACGAUUGGAAUAAAUGGUAUACAUUAACCGAUAGUCAAUGGCCUAAAGAUACGCUCUCCUCUGUGUACUUGCUAAAAUAUUACUUGACCCUAUCCGACAAGUCUUACUAUGGCGCGUUAUGUAUGAUCCAGAGUUUUGAGAAAUUUAUAAACGAAAACUUCAAUGAUUGGGGAAGAAUGUGGUCGAGAAAUUUGGGAAUUGAUUUAAUGGAAAGAAACUUGUUCGUCAGACUAACGAUUUUUCACAAGAUUUGUUCUGUUAUCAUAACUCCCAAAGUCGCAGAGAUAAUCGGACACAAAAUCAUAAAACCUAGCGUUUACGGAUUAUUUCAAAAUAUACGUUAUUUAUUGAUGGAACUGCCUCACGCUUAUAUUGAAAUUUUUAACAAUAGCGUUUUCAAGAAAAAUGCCGUAGAAUUUUACGCUCACAUGGUCAGCACAUUUAUUUCUUUCGCUCAAUUCGUAUUCCCUUUCGUGAAGGACCCUGCACCCGAAGGGUACAUAUCCACAAAUCAGGAUUUUAUAGGUCUCAACGAAAUAUGCAUCGCCGAUUUAUCUUUAAACGAUCUGAACAAUGAGGCCAAUACCGUAAUUAAGCCAGAAGCCUUUGCUAUGUAUUGCUGGAGGAGUUUAAGAGAGACCUCUCUAAUUUUUGGCGAGCUGGUUUCCACUUGGACGUCGGAUCCGACGUUAUAUAAAGAAAUUUUAAAGGACGAAGAUAUUCGUUUAGAGUAUCAAAAUUUGCUCUUAGGAAUACAUGACUACUAUAAAACUUUAUUAUUGGAGAGCCUCCAUAUGGGAUCCAUAGAAUUCGCCUAUACUGGAUUCAACAUCGUUUGUGACGCCAUAUUUAAAUUCGAUUCUAACAAAUGCGUUAGCCUAGAUAGGAAAAAAUGCAAUAAGUUAGUAUCUAGCACUACACAUCCGAUAGCUAUUUUUAGAAACGAGAAAAAAGUAACGUUGGAUUUAUGUCAAAUAUGGUUAAGUAAACUUAUGAUUUCGUUAGACAUCUAUCCUACUACAAACUUCAAUCCUUCAAACAUAGAUAAAAAUACUGUUCCCAUAUGUCUUACAAGACGAGGAGCUGGCUUACCUUUUUACCUACUUGCCCUGUUAUCUCACCACAAAGAGAAUUACAUAGAUACAGACAACUUUUGUGAUGACUUGAAAAAAUUUGACACAAAUUCGGCAAUUAUAAGUGAAAUAUAUGAACAAAAUAGCGAAGAUGGAUGUAAACCCAGAGGGUCAUCAGAUAAAGAAGGUGUAAAUGGUCUUGAGUCAUGUUCUACAAAAGAUGGGUUCGAUUUUAGCCAUGGUCUUUUCUCUCUUUUGAUGAACACUUUAAUAUUAUGGGCAGACCCUAUAGCAGAUGAACUGAAAUGUAUAACUUCAGAAUUCGCAUACCACAUUACUGCUCUUGGUAAAAACAUACCAUUUCCCAAGAAGGUUCUAGCAUUAAACAUGUUAAGAGCAAUAUUCAGGGACUCCGCCGCUAUAACACCUAAGAACAUGACCAACAGGGCCGAUAAAUUACUUUAUACUUACGCACCAAUAGUUAUAAUGAAAGUUAUUUAUCCUCUUUUUUCCUCGCCUCACUGGCCUCUCAAAAAUCUGGCCAAUUUAUGCUUUGUUCCUAUCGGUAAACGCAUUUUUGGAAAUCAUUUUGGAAGCGCUCGGGCUAUUAAAACCGAUUUGAACGAUAAAAAGAAGUAUUACCGAAAUAUGGAUUACAGGGAAUUUUGGCUCAGAUACAAGUCACUGGCCCAGUUUAUUAUUGUUAAAUUUAGCAACUUGGUGAAAUAUCUAGUCAUUCACAAUCAAAACGGCCAUAUGCCCCUCACCCGAAAAUCUCCGUCCUUUUCCAGCACCUAUCCUUUACUCGUGAUCUUAUUGCACCUCAGCUGUCCAUCCUCAAAUCCUCCACAAGAUGGCAUAAGCUAUGAAACCCCGCAAAAUUAUUUCAACAAUUUCUUUCCAUUAGCGGAAUACGCACCUAAUCUAGUUUAUGAUCUGAUUACUUUCUGCCUUUUAUGUAACGAUACACGUCUCUCCCGCUUGACCCAACGCUUGAUUAUGAAUCACCUGAAGCUGGAUAAUAGUCAGAAAUAUAAAAAACAAGAAUCUGUAGUGAAAGCAUUUGUAGCCUCUCUACUCCAAAUUUACACUGCGCACUCCACUCAGAAAUCCAUUAAAACUAUGUCCACUUUAGAACUCUUAGUAUCUUUCCUGAAGUUCGUUAAUCCUGAUGCUAAUGGCGCUAUCAUUCCUCAACUAUUAACAGAAUUGUAUACGGCUUUGGCAAGCGAUGUUUCAAAUAAUUCCCCAAGGAAUAAAAAUAAUUACUUAAAUACAAUGGAUGCUCUACUAUUUAAUUUGAAAUUCGAAAUGCAUCGAAUCUUUUCACAAUUUUCACACCCUUUCGACGAUUCGUGGCUUAAAAUUCCACAAGCCAGACCCGCAUUUUUCGCUUACAUUUCUCAGCCAUGUCGUUUAUUCUUUAUAAAAAGUUUUCCGUUCGAUCCCACCAAAUUUAUUUCACAUGACAUUUCUUGCGAAUACCAUUCCUUCAUUUUUAUGGGUGCCAUCGAUUUCUGCAUAGACGAAAUCUGUCGAAGGUUCCCACAGUACAAACCCCUGUUACCCUAUUUACCGGAAUUCAAAGAUAUAUGCAAACCAGAUUUUACUCACACCUCGGUGUUGACCAGUUUUUCCGAGGUAGCCCUGUAUAACGAGAUUGAUAAAGUUGGAAAGAUUUAUGAUCUUGAAAGUAUACAUCCUAUCAUUACCGAAGCAUUUAAUUUCAUUAAUAAUACGUUAAUUGGGUCGUCGAUCAUGGAACCUGGCAACAAUCACUACGGCGAAAUUUGUCUUUCUAUGGCGUCACUCCUUUUAUUUGUCAUUCCAUCGAUUAACUUAUAUGGAUUGUUAAAUUGUAAUGACCUUCUACAAGUUACGGAACGCAUUGUUUUAAUUAUGAGCGAAACGCGCCUCAAUAAUUUUCUCGCAAGUCCUAUGUCAAAUAAAAUAAUUAUAAUUGAAGGUGAUAUUUCGGAAACAGAUAUUGAUAAUAGUGAGGAUAAUUUUAAUCAUCUUAUUGACAAUAUAGAUAUAGAUUCGCCCAUAAAUGCACUCCACAUAGAACUUGAUAAUGUUCAUGAAGGUCCUAGUUUUCCUAAUCUCAGUAUUCCUGCCUUGUUAAUGGCAGGUAAAAUUAGUAAUAGAAAAAUAGGGAGACCAUCAAAUGAAAAUCCUAAAAUACAAAAAGGAUCUAAGUUAUCUCAGAUAAUAACUGACGUUAGAUAUGAUAAUUUAGAGCAUUGGCCAGAAGUUUCUAAGACUCAAAGGUGUAAAUUAUGUGUUAUCGCAAAGGACUAUGUGUAA
Messenger RNA from Gordionus sp. m RMFG-2023, 5314 nucleotides. RefSeq lists its product as uncharacterized. The transcript has 25 exons. The coding region runs from base 230 to 5314 and encodes 1694 amino acids. NCBI's taxonomy places the organism in Eukaryota, Metazoa, Nematomorpha, Gordioida, Chordodea, Parachordodidae. The record is from RefSeq and is a predicted model, not a curated record. Gene Ontology annotation, cellular component: cytosol. Gene Ontology annotation, biological process: tRNA methylation.